AUGUACUGGAAUCUGAAAGGGGAUAGGAACACCAGGUUUUUCCAUGUCAUGGCCAGUAGUAGGCAAACCAAAAACACUAUCAACUCCAUCAUAGUUGGGGGUGUGAAUCUUGAGGACCCAUAUUCAGUAAAGAAUGAGGUUUGGCUUCACUUUUCAAACCUGUUCAAAGAUGAUUGGAAAAUAAGGCCAACUUUGAAAGGUGAAUUCAAAAGUAUUAGACUCAGUACCGACUUUCAUGUUCUUGAAGCAGAUUUUUCUGAAGAAGAAAUUUGGGCUGUAGUAAACGAUUGUAAUAGGAACAAAGCCCCAGGACCAAACGACUUUAACCUGAUGUUUUUUCAGAAAUUUUGGAAGGUGCUUAAAGGUGAAGUCCUCAAAUUUAUGCAAGAGUUUCAUGCUAGUGGCAGUUUAAUCCUAGGUUUGAAUAGCUCAUUCAUUACUCUUGUCCCUAAGAAGGAGAAAGCUUUAUCACUAAAUGAAUUCAGAUCUAUUAGUCUGAUUGGUUUCGCCUACAAAAUUCUUUCCAAAGUCCUAACAAAUAGAUUGAAGUUAGUUAUGCCUUCGAUAAUUGGUGAUUCAGAAUCUGCUUUUCUGGAAGGUAGAAACAUGUUGGAUGGUGUUUUGAUUGCAAAUGAAGUUGUGGACAGCUGGGUCAAAUCUAAGAAAGCUGGGCUGAUCUUUAAAAUAGAUUUUGAGAAGGCUUUUGACUUCAUCAACUGGAAUUUUCUCUUUUCAAUGUUAGCAAACUUUGGUUUUGGCGAAAAAUGGAUCUCUUGGAUACAGAAGUGUGUCUCUACUGCUAGAAUUUCAAUCUUUGUCAAUGGAUCUCCAACAAAAGAGUUUAAUCCCCAAAAAGGGCUCAGGCAAGGUGACCCCUUAUCACCAUUCUUAUUCAAUUUGGAUGUUGAGGCAUUAAAUAUUCUCCUUCAGAAAGCUAUGGACCUGAGAUUGCUUAAAGGUGUAUCUGUUGGGGUCAAUGAUGAGGUGCAAUUGAUUGUCAUCUCCGGAUCUGUCCUUGCGGAGUUUGCUUGCCUCUUGAACCGCAAGUCUCAAAAUCUACCAAUCAAGUAUCUAGGACUACCCUUGGGUGCAAACCCAAAGAGAAAGAAAACUUGGAAACCAGUAGUUGAUAAGCUACCUGAGGGAAUUGCCAAGGAGUUAGACAAAAUUCAAGCCUCUUUCUUAUGGGGUGGGCCAGAUCUGAAGCGCAAAAUUCAUUUAGUGAAAUGGUCAGAGGGUGUUGGGAAAUGGAUUCCAAACCCAAGUUUAAACACCUCAUCCUCUUAUAUCUGGAAUAGAAUAGUGGCAGUAGGUGAUCAAAAUCAGUCCUUUUCCCUUUACUAUGCUAGCAACCUCCAGUUAAAAGUGGGCAAUGGCUGUCGUAUUAGGUUCUGGUCUGACUCUUGGUGUGGAAAUGUUUGCCUGAAAGAGGAGUUCCCUAGGCUCUUCAGUUUAUCUUCACAAAAGGAAGGCCUGCUUAAGGAUUUUGUAGAAGUCUCUGGCACUACUAAGAACUGGUUGUUCACAUUUAGGAGGUCUCUUUUUGUUUGGGAAAAGAAUGAACUGCUCAGGCUAUAUGGCUUAGUAGGUCUAGCUCCUUCCAUUCAGCUGGAGUCCCAGGACAGUGCAAUUUGGAGAACAGCCAAGCCCGGGCAAUCUUUUGUGUCCAAUCUUUACAACCAAACUAGCAGGGACUCUGGAGGCACUGAAAGUUUCAGUCAUCUGGCUAAGCAAGUCUUUUACCUAAAUGAUACUAAAUGGGGACAACCUUGGCAAGUUGUUCAACGAGUGCAACAUAGGGGUGUCUUUGAUGUACUAGAGGUAGGUGAUGGAGAAUCAUUAGAUGAACCAGAAGAAAACAAUGUGUUCCAACAAGAAAAUAUUACCGAUAUUGUUCCAAUUGACAUCGGCCCUAAUGUUCAAUGUUAUAGAGAUGGUGUUGAGGCAGAAGUUGUUACAAGGGUUAGGUCAUCUGAUGAAACAAUGAUGGAGAAUAGAGCUGACAAACAAAAUGAAGAGUGUGACGAACCUGAUGUGGAUUACGAUAUGGAUCUUGAUGUAGACUAG
Camellia sinensis is the source of this 2067-nucleotide messenger RNA. The record is from RefSeq and is a predicted model, not a curated record. NCBI's taxonomy places the organism in Eukaryota, Viridiplantae, Streptophyta, Magnoliopsida, Ericales, Theaceae.